This is a messenger RNA of Anopheles marshallii, 636 nucleotides long. RefSeq names its product mediator of RNA polymerase II transcription subunit 18 (gene MED18). Gene Ontology annotation, biological process: termination of RNA polymerase II transcription; regulation of transcription by RNA polymerase II. Gene Ontology annotation, cellular component: core mediator complex; mediator complex. The record is from RefSeq and is a predicted model, not a curated record. NCBI's taxonomy places the organism in Eukaryota, Metazoa, Arthropoda, Insecta, Diptera, Culicidae. Bases 1 to 636 code for a protein of 211 amino acids. The transcript is spliced from 3 exons. Gene Ontology annotation, molecular function: transcription coregulator activity.
AUGGGUGCACAGGUUAAUGCGGCUGAGUUGUUGCAGCAGGCACUCAGCUCAAACAUUAUACCGAAUCAGGAGUUUCUGCUGCAAGGCUCGAUUUUAGAUUCAGCGGCAGAAAAUCUAUUACACCGAUUGCGAGGACUUUGCGACAACGUUGAUGCUAGUCCGGAAACGUUCAGUGAUAUAGAAAUGUGCUUCAGUUUGAAGUUACCAACCGAGAAGACACCGGUAAUGACGGUACGGGUACGACGAGCACAAGACGUGGAAGCACCGCUGCAGCUACGUUACAUCGGUCAACCGGAGCUGGGCGAUCGGACCAGACCGACGUUGGUUAGAAGCAGCUUGGACAUUGCUUGUACACCGCUCGUAAUUGAUUUUCUAACCGAGAUGGGCUUUCGUCUGGAUUUUGAGUACUCCACCAAGGGAUACAUGUUCCGGAAGGGUCGCAUGAAGAUUACGGUGUCUAAAAUACUGAAGAACAUGACGGAACCCAUUUCUCAGAGCUACCUGGUGGAGCUGUCCGUGCUCGCACCGAAGGGCCAGGAUGCGAUUGCUGAGGAUAUGCGUAUUUUCGCCGAGCAACUGAAACCGCUGGUACAGCUGGAAAAGAUCGACUACAAACGAUUCGCCCAAAUGCCGUAA